AUGACUUGCUUUGGCUUCAUCUUUGGCUAUGGCGUAGCGAUAUGCCGAGACAAGGAGCUCACACUUGACAACACGGGCCACACUGUUGAGACAACCUGCUCUGCUUACAUCUGUGGCGCAUGCUUUGGCUUUUGGAGCGAGAGACGUCCCACUCUCAGCAAGCGCAACAAUGGUGAUGGUGAUGCCUUGUCAUGUCGCAGGGACAACAUUUUCCAUAUCAGCCCCAUGAGACAAGAUGUGUUUGUUCGAGGUCAAGACAACGUGACUGAGCACGAUAUCGAGAAGAUGUUGAUCUCGAAAUUUGGAAGCAAGCAAAACAAGCACAACAUGACAAUCGUCAUCUUUGACGAUAUCGAUGCAUCUUCCCGAAACGUGUGCAAGUAG
This is a messenger RNA of Linnemannia hyalina, 384 nucleotides long. Lineage: Eukaryota; Fungi; Mortierellomycota; Mortierellomycetes; Mortierellales; Mortierellaceae. The record is from the annotation of a GenBank genome assembly.